Molecule: messenger RNA, 1602 nt
Organism: Parascedosporium putredinis
Lineage: Eukaryota; Fungi; Ascomycota; Sordariomycetes; Microascales; Microascaceae
Source: the annotation of a GenBank genome assembly
AUGUCGGAAGAACAGGCACAAACUCCCAUCGUUGACGAGGCCCUCAAGGACUAUGCUCCUUUUAGGAUCCUCCCUCCCGGUGGUCCUCUAAACAGGUGGUCUCAUUUCAUCACCAAGGGCCAUGACUUCCCCGGUGCUCAGACUGACAAAGACACCAUGCCUAAGGCCAUGCUGUACGGCGCCGGCGUCCCGAACGAGGAUAUGAUGAAGAAUGCCCCUCAAGUCGGUGUUGCCAGCGUCUGGUGGGAGGGUAACCCAUGCAACAUGCAUUUGAUGGACCUCGGAAAAACUGUCAAGCGCGCAGUUGAAGCACGCGGUAUGAUCGGCUGGCAAUUCAACACUGUCGGAGUCUCGGACGCUAUUACUAUGGGCGGCGAAGGCACCAUCUUGAAGGGCUACUCUGACCUUUUGGAGGAUCACAUCAAUAUUAGUACCUGCUACGAAGCCUCUGGAGCGUACACCUACGGUAGACUCAAUGCCAAGUGCGGCUCUGGGGAGCCUGGCCGCGGACCUUCCGACGUUAUGUCUGAUAUCGAGAAGCAUGCGUGCCCCGGAGCUGGCGCAUGCGGCGGUAUGUAUACUGCGAACACCAUGGCCACUGCUAUCGAGGCCAUGGGCCUAACUCUUCCUGGCUCAUCGUCCUUCCCCGCCGUCUCGCCCGAGAAGGCCCGUGAGUGUGAAAAUGUGGCCGAUGCAAUCAAAGUUAUCAUGGAAAAGGAUAUUAGGCCCCGCCAAAUCCUCACUCGAGCUGCCUUUGAGAACGCUCUCGUCCUAACCAUGAUCCUUGGUGGAUCUACCAAUGGCGUGCUUCACUUCCUAGCUAUGGCCAACACAGCUGAUUACUACAUGGAAGACCUGUACAAGAUCGGUGGUACUCCAGCUGUUAUCAAGAUGCUCAUCGCCGCCCGCUAUCUUGAUGGUUCCAUCUUGACUGUUACCGGCAAAACCCUCGCCGAGAACGUUGCCGACUGGCCCUCUCUAGAUCCCAAUCAGACUAUCAUCCGACCGCUCUCUAAUCCUAUCAAGGAGACGGGCCAUAUUCGCGUGCUCCGAGGCAACCUAGCCCCUGGCGGCGCGGUGGCCAAGAUCACCGGUAAGGAGGGCCUGAGCUUCACUGGCCGGGCUCGCGUCUUUAACAAGGAGCACGAGCUUGACGAGGCCCUUGCUGCCGGAAGCAUCACUAAGGAGGACGGCAACCUCGUUCUCAUCGUGCGCUACGAAGGCCCCAAGGGUGGCCCUGGCAUGCCGGAACAGCUCAAAGCUAGCGCUGCCAUCAUGGGCGCUGGAUUAGACAACCUUGCUCUCGUCACCGAUGGAAGGUACAGCGGUGCUAGUCACGGCUUCAUUGUUGGUCACGUUGUACCUGAGGCUGCUGUUGGCGGUCCCCUCGCUCUCGUUCGAGACGGUGAUGUCGUCACUAUCGAUGCCAUUGAAAACAAGCUACAGGCAGACGUAAGCGACGAGGAGAUGGAGCGGAGAAAGGAAGAGUGGCUUGCGAAUCCGUGGAAGCCCAAGAUUAGGCGCGGUGUUUUGGCAAAGUACGCGAGGCUUGUCGGUGAUGCUAGCCACGGCGCCGUUACGGACCAGAAUCUGGGUUGGUAA